UAUAUAAGUGACUGUGCUGGAUGUCUUUGUGAUGGUAGAUUAGAAUCCAGAAUCAAUUCGUUUCUUCGCCGUCUCUACUGCUUAGCACUUAGCACUACGAUUUCCACUACGACCGGACCAAACCAGACUAUACCACACGCGAGAAUCAUGUCUCCGAAGCCAAUUGUCCUCUACAUCCAUCCUUCUGGCCCCAACCCAUGGAAAGUGGUCGCAGUCCUCGAGGAGCUCAGCAUCCCCUACGAGACGAGGUUCCUCCACGGCGCAGCCAUCAAACAAGAGCCGUUCAUCUCCGUGAACCCCAACGGUCGGCUCCCUGCCAUCGAGGACCCCAACACAAACAUCACGCUGUGGGAGUCCGGGGCGAUCCUCGAAUACCUCGUCGAGACGUACGACAAGGAGCGCACAGUCAGCUUCGAGCCCGGCACGCCCGAAUACUUCCACGCGAAGCAGUGGCUUCAUUUCCAGAUGUCCGGCCAGGGGCCGUACUUCGGCCAGUUCGUGUGGUUCUCGGUUCACCACGCCGAGAAGAUUCCCAGUGCGCAGGAGCGCUAUCUGAAUGAGGUCAAGAGGGUGUCUGGAGUGCUGGAUAAGUUCCUGGAGGGUCGCGAGUGGCUGGUCGGUGGCAAGUUCAGCUACGUGGAUGCGGCGUUUUUGCCGUGGUUUGGGAUCAUGGGCAGAUUUACUGGCGAUGCUAUCGAUCUGGAGAAGGAUUUCCCGAAUCUCGAUGCCUGGUUGAAGAGGCUGAAUGCUAGACCUGCUAUCGCCAAGACUCAGAAGGAUAGGGCAGCGGCGGCUGAGAGCCACAAGUAGGAGUUGCACCCUGGUUGUAGAGAAGAUUUGGUUUUUUGAUGUUCAUAUUGAGAUUUGCGUUUCUUUGUAAUUAAUUUUGCGAAUAGUGAUUGAAUGAUGUGUCUUAAGUCUCCGCAUGAUCGG
Aspergillus steynii IBT 23096 is the source of this 933-nucleotide messenger RNA. Its product is annotated as glutathione S-transferase family protein. The transcript has a single exon. Lineage: Eukaryota; Fungi; Ascomycota; Eurotiomycetes; Eurotiales; Aspergillaceae. Bases 148 to 810 code for a protein of 220 amino acids. The record is from RefSeq and is a predicted model, not a curated record.